AUGUAUUACCCAUCCGGUCUUGUGGCAGUAUUACUGAUCAACUUGGUAUCGGGUAGGAACGUCUUACCCAGGGACACCAAUUCCAUCGGAUCUGCUGUGUUAUGCAAUGGCACGUUCUCUCGCAUCUCCGCCCAGACUUGGGUGGACGGGAUGAAUCCGGGCUGGAAUCUGGGAAAUACCCUCGAUGGUAUUCCGAAUGAAGGUGAUUGGGGCAAUCCUCCAGUCGUGUCCUCGACCUUCGAUGAUGUCAAGAAGGCUGGCUUCAAGGGCAUCCGGCUACCAGUGACAUGGGCAUACCACUUCGACACGGAAGCUCCUGACUACGAUGUCAACCCGGCUUGGCUACAGCGCGUUUCGGAUGUCGUCGACAUGGUUAUCGACCUUGACAUGUACGUGCUCGUCAAUGUUCAUCACGACUCCUGGGUGUGGGCGGAUGUCACCCAGAUCAAUGCGAACUAUACUCAAAUCGAAGAGAAGUUCUACCGCCUAUGGUAUCAAAUCGGAACUAAACUGGCGUGCAAGUCAAGCUUAUUGGCAUACGAGCCCAUUAAUGAACCACCGGGUACCACUGCUGCGCACGCUGCUGAGCUGAAGAAGCUCGAAGAUCUAUUCUUAAAAGCGAUUACUGAUGCUGGUGGCUUCAAUCCGGAGCGUGUCGUCACUCUGAACGGUCCCCAGGAGAAUAGUGAUCUGACCUCGCUGUACUUUGUCCGGCCCACCAAUAUCACCAAUCCUUGGGCUAUUCAGUAUCACUAUUAUUCGCCUUAUCCAUUCAUUUUCUCUGCGUGGGGAAGCACGAUUUGGGGCUCAGAUGCCGAAAAAGCCGCACUCGAAGCCGAUAUCGCCAACAUUCGUAAUAACUUUACAGAUGUGCCUCUCAUCAUAGGCGAAUGGGCUGCCUCGCCUGUUGCGACAGAGACUGCAGCACGUUGGAAAUACUUUGACUUCUUUGUCCGUAUAGCAGCAAAGUACAAUACUACCACUGUGCUAUGGGACAAUGGAGCGGACUUUCUGGAUCGAGGAAGUCACGUCUGGCGCGACCAGACUGCCAUUGAUAUCUACAUGUCUGCUGUUGAUGGACAGGCGAAUGCACUUCCCGACAGCACUACGGACACCAAUGCUGUGACUCAGUUCACCAGCGCUGACUUGUUCGUGCGCGUCGGGCAGAACGUGACCUCGCAAACUCUGCCUUACAUCCUUCCCUCGGAUACCUCGUUGAACUCGAUCUCUGGGCCUGAUGGCACUCUUGAAAUGGGAAGUGACUACUCUAUCACUGAUGACCAGAUCACGUUCUCAGCCACGUUCCUACGCAACUACUUUACGAACUCCACAAAGCCUGCCUCAGUCGCCAACUUGACUCUUGACUUCUCCACUGGAGCCAACCUGAGUCUGAAUCUUGUGCUCUGGGACACACCAAUUUUGGGUAUCACAUCAAGCUCUGCAGCGACCGCAAACGGCUCCAGCAUUUCUAUUCCCAUCCAAUGGAAAGGUAUCAAUAAACCAGCUACUGUCAAAGCAGUGACUACGAGUGGAAAGUACCUGGUCGACGACUUCACCUCCUACUAUGGCCCAUUGCAGAACGCUAGAACCACUUAUAAUUCGCAGUGGAAUUGGGACACGCACAAUCUGAUCAUCACGGCUGCUGCUGUGAGCGCUGUGCAGGCCCUGGGCGAGGAUGUCAUCUUCACUUUCGAAUUUUAUCCGAGAGUACCCGGGAACGCUGUCAAUCACACAUUGACGAUUUGA
Molecule: messenger RNA, 1746 nt
Organism: Aureobasidium subglaciale EXF-2481
Lineage: Eukaryota; Fungi; Ascomycota; Dothideomycetes; Dothideales; Saccotheciaceae
Product: glycoside hydrolase family 5 protein
Exons: 3
Coding region: 1-1746 (581 amino acids)
Biological process (GO): glucan catabolic process
Cellular component (GO): extracellular region; cell surface
Molecular function (GO): beta-glucosidase activity
Source: RefSeq, a predicted model, not a curated record